Molecule: messenger RNA, 4969 nt
Organism: Mugil cephalus (flathead mullet)
Lineage: Eukaryota; Metazoa; Chordata; Actinopteri; Mugiliformes; Mugilidae
Gene: pde5ab
Product: phosphodiesterase 5A, cGMP-specific, b
Exons: 23
Coding region: 522-3176 (884 amino acids)
Biological process (GO): signal transduction
Molecular function (GO): protein binding; 3',5'-cyclic-GMP phosphodiesterase activity
Source: RefSeq, a predicted model, not a curated record
GAGGCUUGUAGGGUCCCUGGCGGGAUACACUAGGAGCAAAUAUUAUGAUCCCAUCUCUGCGUCCCUCACUCAUCUUCUCUGCAUUAUUAUUAGCAUAGCUUUCCCUUUCAGUUCCAAAUAAAGGAUACCGCUAAAGCCCAAGAAAGAGAAGUAAGGGGGAAGAAAAGGAAGGAGAGCGGAGAAGCCGGCAAAGGGAUACCCCCUGCGGUGGACCUCAUCAGUGCACGUGCGGAAGGACUUCUUUUUCUACCAGCAUGGGUCGCUUCACCAAGUAGGAAGCGCACAGAUACCGCUUCAUGAUCCGCGCGUCCUAACCGAGCGACCGGUCUGCGAGGGGCUCUCUCCCUCUCUCUUUCUCUCUCUCUCUCUCUCCCUCACCCUCUCCCUUCCUCUCCUUUCUCCGCACACGUUACUCGGUACCGGGGCCCCCUCCUCACUCCCCCUCCUCCCCGCGCAUAGAUGUAGACGGUAACCGGAGCGCACGGUGGGGAGACUCGGCUGUCGUCGUCGCCUUUUGCGCCAUGGAGGACGGCUGUUCUCCGGAAAGCGAGAGGAUGGAAGCGUGGCUGGACGACCACUUGGAGUUCACCCACUCCUACUUUAUCAGGAAGGCGUCAAGGGAGAUGGUGAAUGCCUGGUUUUCUGAGCGCGUCCAAACCAUCCAGCCAUCGGCGUCCAAAGAAAAUCCUCCACCGCAGCGAACCCACCAGUCCACCACAGACCCUUGCCCCACUUCUGCCUUAACCAUCCUGCCACCCACCCUAAACCUCCUGGACAACCGUUGCCCCUCCCCUGCCACAGUCUCUAGCCCGGCCCCCGGCACCCCGACUCGCAAAAUCUCGGCUUCGGAGUUUGACCGCCCGCUCAGGCCCAUUGUUGUGAAAGAUUCCGAGGGCUCUCUGACGUUUCUGAGUGACUCUGACCGCGAAACAGUCCCUCUCCGGGGCUCUGUGAUGGGUGAGGGUGGUGUCAGCGGGGGAGGUGGUAAUGGAGGUGGUAGCGGGGGUGACCGCUGCGCCCGGCUGCUGGAGCUGGUGAAGGACGUGUCCAGUCAUCUGGAUGUGACAGCACUCUGCCACAAGAUCUUCCUCCACAUCAAUGAGCUGAUCGUCGCAGACCGCUAUUCACUGUUUCUGGUGGGCGAGGACAGCUCCAACAGGAAGUUCUUGGUCAGCCGGCUGUUCGACGUGGCCGAGGGAUCCACACUGGAGGAGUCGUCCAGUAACUGCAUCCGACUCGAGUGGAACAAAGGCAUCGUGGGGCACGUAGCCGCCACGGGGCAACCUCUCAACAUCAAGAACGCUUACGAGGACCCUAGGUUCAACGCAGAGGUGGACUUGAUCACAGGCUACAAAACCCAGAGUAUCCUUUGUCUGCCAAUCAAGAACCACAGAGAAGAGGUAGUUGGAGUGGCUCAAGCUAUCAACAAGAAAUGUGGGGAGAACGGCGCCUUCACUGAGCAGGAUGAAAAAGACUUCUCGGCCUACUUGGCCUUCUCGGGCAUCGUGCUGCACAACGCGCAGCUGUACGAGACGUCGCAGCUGGAGAACAGGCGCAAUCAGGUGCUGCUGGACCUGGCCAGUCUGAUCUUCGAGGAGCAGCAGUGUCUGGAGGUGUUACUGAGGAAGAUCGCAGGGACGAUCCUGUCCUUCAUGCAGGCCCAGGCUUGCACCGUCUUCAUCGCGGACGAGGACUCAAUGAACUCCUUCUCCAGUGUCUUUUACAUGGAAUACGAGGAGCUCGCUGAAGUUCUUGAUGCCCCCAAAAGGGACCACGACAUCAGUCAGAUUAACUACAUGUACGCUCAGUAUGUUAAGAACACCAUGCAGCCUCUCAACAUCGGCGACGUGACCAAGGACCAGCGCUUUCCCUGGACGAGUGAAAACCCAGAUCACGCCAGCAACCAGAUCAAAAGUUUACUCUGCACCCCCAUCAGGAACGGCAAGAAGGACAAAGUCAUAGGUGUGUGUCAGCUGGUCAACAAAAUGGAUGAAGGUUCCGGCAGCGUGAAGGCCUUCAACAGAAACGACGAGCAGUUCCUGGAGGCGUUCGCCAUCUUCUGCGGCCUCGGUAUCCAGAACACCCAGAUGUACGAAACGGUGGAGAGAGCCAUGGCCAAGCAGGAGGUCACUCUGGAGGUCUUGUCUUAUCACGCCUCCGCAGCGGAGGAAGAAUCGCGGGAACUCCAGGUAACCGCGGUGACCACAGUUCCGUCAGCCCAGUCGCUGCGUCUUUUGGAUUUCAGCUUCAGUGACUUCGACUUAUCGGACACCGAAACCACGCUGGCUACCAUUCGCAUGUUUGUCGACCUCAACCUGGUCCAGAACUUCCAGAUGAAGUACACGAGUUUAUGUCAGUGGAUUCUGAGCGUUAAGAAGAACUACAGGAAGAGCGUGGCCUAUCACAACUGGAGACACGCCUUCAACACAUCACAGUGCAUGUUUGCCCUCCUCAAGUCAGGACGCUUACAGAAAAAUCUGAACGAUCUGGAGGUGUUGGCUCUGAUGAUUGCAACGCUCUGCCACGACCUGGACCACAGAGGAGUCAACAACUCCUACAUACAGAGGAGUGACCACCCACUGGCCCAGCUGUACUGCCACUCCACCAUGGAGCAUCACCACUUCGACCAGUGCCUCAUGAUCCUCAACAGCCCUGGAAACCAGAUCCUGAGCGGCCUCUCCCUGGACGAGUACAGGGCCACUCUGAAGAUGAUAGAGAGGGCUAUUCUGGCCACCGACCUCGCCCUGUACAUGAAGAGGCGAGGGGAGUUCUUUGAGCUCACCAAGAACAGCCAGUUUGUCUGGGAGGACGAACAUCACAGAGACUUACUGAGGUCAAUGCUGAUGACUGCGUGCGACAUCUCGGCCAUCACCAAGCCUUGGCCUGUCCAAAAAAGGAUUGCUGAGCUGGUGGCCACGGAGUUCUUCGAACAGGGCGAUAAGGAGAGGCGAGAGCUGAACAUUGAGCCUAUCGACCUGAUGAAUCGGGAGAAAAGAGAUAAAAUACCCAGCAUGCAGGUGUCCUUCAUAGAUGCCAUCUGUAUACAGUUAUAUGAGACCUUGGCUGGCAUGUCGGAGUAUUGCUCACCGUUGCUGGAAGGAUGUCAAAUAAACCGGCAGCAUUGGAAGCGCUUGGCCGAGGAGUGCGAGAAGGGGCCGGUCAACGGCUUGGUCUGAACCCAACGCCCAGUUCGGCUUUCGACCAACACAAAGCCCUUUCGCUUCUCACUUGUUUAGUCAGUUUUCACAAAAUUUCAUGAACUUGGCAUGAUACCUUCAAAACGGACAAAUAACACGUUGUGUGUGUGUGUGUGUGUGCACUGAAAGUGUCCCAGAGAACCACAAAAAAAAAAAAAAGAAGACUGUGGUGGUCUGAAAAGUGAAAGGACAGAUAUAACUGACUUCAGCUGAGAGCAGGUUUAAGUCCCACAAGGAGGUCACAUGGGUUUGUCUUAUAAAUAAGACAAGGGGUUCGUUCAGAUCUGAAAAUGCAGCCAUGUUCAAAUUGAGCUAAACGUUUCGCUAUGUUAAUGUCUGCAGCACAACAGUAAGACAAAGUGUAUGUCUUAUUGUUUAGCUCAGAAAACCGAAAGGCAUCACUUGCUGCGUUUCCAUCACAUCGAAAUUCGGUAACUCUUGUAAAGACUUGAGUCGCGACGUCCCAUAAUUCUCUUAAAUUCUCGUCUUGUCUCAGACAGACUUCACUUUGAGGAAGAUGGGCUUCAAAUGAACUGGUUACAUGACCCCCCCGCGUCAUAUCCAGUGUUUCCAUCGUACGUUUGCGAUAAACUUUUAUAUCGAUACGUAAAAAUGUUUUAGCUUUACAUAUUUGAGAGGUUUUUCGACAUGUAGGUGUUUCCAUUACCGUUUUUUUAUUGCGACAUUUAGGUUUUAUGCUUUCCUAGGGGGAAUGGAAACGCAGCAACUGUGAGGCAUUGGGGUUCGUCCUCUGGAAACCACACACAUUUCAUGGCAUAGACCUCGAGAUAGCUCAGUCCGGACGUAGGUGGUAGCCUGGCUGCCCCCUUUACGAAAAAUCCAUAGCCUUGAUAGACUUUGAUGUAGCAAGUUCGCCGUUUUCCCCACGUACAUAUCACGACAGAAACACAGCUAAAUUGACGAAUAUAAAGCCUUAAUCCGAGUCGUUAGCUCAACGUACCGAGAAGGAAGGAAGGACGCGUUGUGUUAUGAAAUCCUUGUUUCCGAGGUCAUGCUCGCUUCGUCAGAUUUUGCGAGACCCGUCUUCCCGUCGCCACCGCUCUUUCCUGUCACUCGCCAGAGGUAGUAACAGAGUCAGCACUAAGCUAUAUUUAUUACCAUAGACAUUUUUAUUUUUGCACAGAGUGGCUUUCAUGUUGGAGUCUCACCCACGUUAUCUGUCACGGGUAGUGGACGUUAGGGCAACACUGAAUGGUUAGACGUAGAGAUCAGCACCAUUCCUGUGGGAUCAAGAUAUUGUACUUACUAUAUAACUGUAACCUAAUAAUCUGAUAAUAAGCUUGUUAAAUGUCUUUGUUCACGGGCACACGGCCUUCAUGGGUUUGAGGCUUUCAUACAUUUCACUCAUUGUCUUAACUAUUGCAUAUUUAUUUUUUGUUUUAUAUAUUUAUUAGAGUUUCUAUAUUGUAAGGUCAUCCUUGUCAAGAGCACACGAUUCUUUAUAUAGGAAAUGUAGUUUUCAUACUUCCAAGCUCUGCUUCUUCUUCUUCUUAUUUUUUGUUUUGCAGGACAUUUUGUUAGGAACAACUCUUUUAGAGGACAUCUGGAAAUGUACUGUAAUGUGUUAUCUGGAAAUUAGAGGAUUAUUAUUAUUAUUAUUAUUUUUUUUUCCUUCUUUCUCACAAUGUAAAAAGAGCCAAAGACUAGACCUGCAGUUUCAAACGUGGGGAAAUGGGUCUAGAUGUUUCCACUGCCUUGUUGUGAUAAAAUAGGACCAAUUCACAAUUAAAAGAAAAAAAUAUUUUCAUUUA